This is a messenger RNA of Colletotrichum truncatum, 1773 nucleotides long. RefSeq names its product ribosome assembly protein 4. The record is from RefSeq and is a predicted model, not a curated record. Gene Ontology annotation, molecular function: protein binding. NCBI's taxonomy places the organism in Eukaryota, Fungi, Ascomycota, Sordariomycetes, Glomerellales, Glomerellaceae.
AUGGACCUUCCAAUGGAUAUGUUAGUUGCGGAAUGUCAAAGGCUACAGUUGACUUUGGCACCAGCUGGUCAGACAGUGCGUCAUUUCAUUGCCGCUUAUCCGGAUGCGAAAGUCCAGCUCUCACCGCUGCUUGAAGAGCUGCUUGGUUUACCAAAUGUGGUACUCAAGCUCGAACGAGACGUGGGGGAGUGUGCAGGCGAAAAUGGACUUUUGCAUAUGAUUCGGGGAGUCCCCGAUGUCUGCAUUGAAAACAUUAGGCAGAUUGAAUCGGUUCUUUCAGAGCCGAGCCGACAUGGCCGCGACGCCCUGAGAACUCUGGCCGAGCAAGCCACCGCCUUGGCAUCUUUUCUUGUCAUUGGUAGGAGGGCUUUGAACCUGGCUGUGACUGCACUGGAAUUGGUCAACAAUUUGCGAAGAGCAGAGCGAAAUGGGGAGUCGCCUCCUUAUGAAGCAAGUUCGAUUCUCCAUGAGAUUACGGCUAUUCAAAACCUGCUCAAUGAACAGACAUCGUCUCAGCAAAAUGCGAGGCUACUCCGCCAGUUGCAUGGGCCCAAUGGCUCAUCUGUUAGCAUUCAGCAACUCCACAACAUCACUAUCGGCGGCUUUCUGGAUUUGCUCAAAUCAUUUUGCGAGCAGCAGUCGGGAACCACAUCCACCUUGGAAGUAGCUCGGAUAUCGGUGGCAGGCAGCUCAACCUCAAUACCACCGCCCAACAUAAGCCCGCAUUCGGAAGUUGAUGCUAGAUAUCUGGCCCCAAACCUCCUGCCUGCAGCACCAUCUGCUGUCAACUUCAAGCACAUUGGCAAGGUAGUUAUGAAUCUCGAGAAAGAGCCCCAGGACAUAAAGUUUAUGCCUGGAAAUCCAGCAAUAUUUGCUGUUUCCAAUUUUCACAAAGAUGUUGCCUUGUUUGACGCCAACACCGGCCAACGGAAAAAAGAGCUCAAGGGGGUCAAGGGAGUCCAGCUGGUGGUCUCGCCAUCGAGCGAUGUAAUGGCCUUGACGGUGGAGCACCCCGACGAAUCAUUGCUCAAACAGAAGCCAAUCCCAUUAUCCCAUGAUUUUGUUCAUUUUCAAAAACCAGCCCUCUACGUUUUCGACACUCCUCGGGGCCCUGCUCCUGCAACGAGACGCUUCUUUCUACAAUGGCACGACAUACGCGCCUUCUCAUUCAGCCCUGACGGAUCGUUAUUGGCCGUAAAAGGAGUGAAGAAUCGCGUCGAGAUCAUUCACAGCGCCAAGGGAUCUGGAUACGGAGUUGUAAGGAGCCACACCGACGAAGUAACGCAUGCAGAGUUCACCGCAGACGGAGAGAGGAUUGUAACAAUGUCAAGGGACGGGACUUUGAGAGUCACGCAUGUUCAAAGCCUACGAAGUAUUGCCAAGCUUGAGAUGGAUAAUUGGAGGAACCCACUGCAGCUAGCAGUUUCCACCGUAGGCAUUAUAGCUUCAAUAUGGGGACGCACUGUGACGAUUUGGGACUACGACACAGGUGUUAUGGAUAGCUACAACUUCGAUACGGCAAGAGGCAGUGAAGGGUGGCCCUUGGCGAUUUCACCUGACCUUCGAUGGGUUGCGAGUCGGACGGAUGACGGGGCAGAUGUGACGGAUCUCGCAACGGGUAAGGUCAUGUACUCGGCAAGAUUAGAAACUGGGUUUGUAUCUUCAGCCACAUUUUCACAUGAUGGGAAGUACUUAGUUUUCGGGAGAUGUAUGAACGGCCAUCAUGGGAAACCUGAUUCUGGGGUAUUGAAUGUAUGGGAGAUUCAGGCAUGA